AUGACCGUACCUCCCGAUUGCCAGCAUAGAGGACUCCUGAUUGUGGUCGAGGGCCUUGACCGCUCUGGUAAAUCCAGUCAAUGCCAACGACUUGUCGAGUACUUUCAAUCGAACGGCAAGAAAGUAAGAUAUGUCAAGUUUCCCGACAGGACGACGCCCACGGGUCAAAUGAUCAACAGCUACUUGACAGGCCAGGCUCAACAAGAUGAUCAUUCCAUCCAUUUAUUGUUCUCGGCCAAUCGCUGGGAAGCCAUCAAUGGCAUUCAAGCGGACAUUAUGAAUGGAGUCAAUGUCAUUGUUGAUCGGUAUUCAUUCUCUGGAGCUGUCUAUUCCGCCGCCAAAGACAAUCCCGAUUUAUCUCUGGACUGGGCUUGGUAUCCCGAAAUUGGCCUCUUCAAGCCUGACUUAUUGUUCUUCUUGGACAUCUCUUCUACGGACGCCUCUACCCGUGGCGGUUAUGGCUCCGAGAGAUACGAGACAGAGAAGAUGCAAGCCCGCGUCAGGGCUCUGUUCAACGAGCUGUUCACGAGACUCGAUGGUGUUUCAGUUCAUGUCAUCAAUGCGGGAAGAACGAUGGACGAGGUCGCGAAUGAUAUUCAGGCGACAGUCUUGCAGUUAUCACCGACCAAUACCGUGCUGGGUCAAUUGCAGAAAUUGGGACCACUGCUUGCGGAGGAGUGA
Molecule: messenger RNA, 681 nt
Organism: Rhinocladiella mackenziei CBS 650.93
Lineage: Eukaryota; Fungi; Ascomycota; Eurotiomycetes; Chaetothyriales; Herpotrichiellaceae
Product: thymidylate kinase
Exons: 2
Coding region: 1-681 (226 amino acids)
Biological process (GO): dTDP biosynthetic process; dTTP biosynthetic process; dUDP biosynthetic process
Cellular component (GO): nucleus; cytoplasm; cytosol
Molecular function (GO): dTMP kinase activity; ATP binding
Source: RefSeq, a predicted model, not a curated record